CUUUCCAAGAAUGGAAGUGGUAAGAUAAAACCUCCUGGAGGGGCUAAAAUUAGCCCCAGAGCCCUGGCCCUGCUCCUCACGGUGGCAUUUCAGCUGUGAGCUGCACAGCCUGCGUCGUGCCGGUCGCUCAGAGCCGCUGUCCAUCCCUGACACAGCAAGAGCCUCUCUUUCUCUUUUCUGGUUUAAAUCGAGGAGGAACUCACCAUGGGACCACCACUGCCUCGUCCACCCUGGCUGUGAGCAGCGCCUCCCAAAGAUCUCUGCCUUGACCUUUUAUGAUGAAAGCAGUACAUGGGAGACAGCACCAAAACAAAAUGAGCCUGAUGGAUAUCAACAAAAUGUUCUGCAUGCUCCAGCCCAGAGAAGAUGAAGAUGACAAUGGAGAAAGCGAGGAGCUGAGCCAAGUGGUGUCCGAGGACAACUACCAAGCCCUCGAUAAGCUCUUGUCUCAAGACAGGUACAAAAGGUUCAUCAAUCGCAGGAGCGGCUGGGGUGUGCCCAGCACCCCCCUGCGCCUGGCCGCCACGUGGGGCUGUGUCGGGAGCAUGAAGGUCCUCCUGGCCCAUGGAGCAGAGGUGGACAGCCUGGAUGUGAAGGCUCAAACCCCACUUUUCAUGGCAGUCAGCAACGGCCACCAGGAAUGUGUGAAGAUUCUCCUGGACGCAGGUGCCAGCCCCACCGGCAGCAUCUACAACAACUGCUCGCCGCUGCUCAUUGCUGCGAGGGAUGGGAACGUGGGCAUCCUGCAGCAGCUCCUGGAUCACGGGGCAGAAACCAACGUCCACGCGAGGCUGCCCGCUUGGGCUGUCAACUCAGUGGCUUGUUCUGGCCCCCUCUACCUCGCAGCCGCGUACGGGCACCUGGAGUGCUUUCGGAUGCUGCUGCUGUACGGCGCCGAUCCCAACUACAACUGCACCGACGAGAGAGUCAUCGCCCAGAUCAAGGAGCCCAAGACCCUGCUGGAAACCUGCCUGAGGCACGGCUGCAGGAGCGACUUCAUCCAGCUGCUCAUUGACUUUGGAGCCAACGUGUACCUGCCCAGCGUCAGGGUAGAUGAGGCGACCACCCGCAGCGAGGGCCUGGAGCUGCUGCUGCAGGCGAGAGCUCACCCCAAGUCCUUGCUGUCUCAGUCCAGGCUGGUGAUGAGACGUCUCCUGAAGCAGGCUGGCCACCCACCCAUCCUUGGCAAGCUAGAGAUCCCAGCGGCCCUGGUGAACUACCUCCAACACCAGCCACGGUGCAGAGCCCAGCACUAGAGACACUUGCCCCACACCAGUGUCGAGCAGCCACAUUAAAAGCUGCUCUGAUACCUGCGUGGUGUGAA
Pogoniulus pusillus (Red-fronted tinkerbird) is the source of this 1324-nucleotide messenger RNA. RefSeq names its product ankyrin repeat and SOCS box containing 12 (gene ASB12). The coding region runs from base 276 to 1256 and encodes 326 amino acids. The record is from RefSeq and is a predicted model, not a curated record. NCBI's taxonomy places the organism in Eukaryota, Metazoa, Chordata, Aves, Piciformes, Lybiidae. The transcript has 3 exons. Gene Ontology annotation, molecular function: protein binding.